UGUUCUCUCCUGGUGUAACGGUGUGUUGGUACGAACCCAAGCGAUUAGCACACAAAAAUAUAUAACCACCGUACAUAGCAGUUUUUAAUACACAAAAAAUAAAAAAAAAAAAACAAAAUAAAUAAUAAUGUCGAGUAAACGUAAAAGUGCUGGACCAAAAAAAGGUGUCAAACCAAAGUCAAGAAAAGUUGAAUAUGAUGAUGAAGACAUAUCGAGUGAGCAUGAGUCUGAUUUGGAUGAUACUACUGCUGACGCCGGUUCAAAUGUUGAUGGUGAUGACGCCACCGAGGAAGAUCAAACUGAUGUAUCAGAAAUUCCAGAAUUACAUCCACCAGAGGGUGGUUGGGGUAAACCAGGUACAUUAAUUAUGUGUGGUUUAACAAAUUGGGAAAUGGCUGGACGUAAAGCACCACCAAAAGGUGUUAAAGCUAAUGUUGGAAAAAGUCUUUGGUUACCACAUACAUUUAAAAAUCUUAAUGGUGAAAAAGUACGUUUGGUUGCAUCUGGACCAGCUUCAUCACACAGCAUUAUUGUCACUGAGGACAAUAGAUGUUUGGCAUUUGGAAGAAAUGACAAAGGACAACUUGGUGUUGGUGAUACUGUUAGACGUGAUGAUCCAACUGAAAUUGAAGCAUUAAAAGGACAUACAAUAAUAGCAGCAUCAUGUGGACGUAAUCAUACAUUAUUUUUAACAAGUCGUGGUAUUGUAUAUGCAUGUGGUGAUAAUAAACUUGGUCAAUGUGGUGUUGGUAAAUCUGAUGUUAUGAUACCAACAGCAACAAAAGUUAAAUAUACUGGUGCACCAAUAAUAAAAGUUGGUUGUGGUGCUGAUUUUUCAAUAAUAUUGGAUAUUAAAGGUGGUUUACAUAGUUUUGGUACACCAGAAUAUGGUGUACUUGGUCAUAAUACUGAUGGUAAAUACUUUAUAACAUGUAAUAAAAUGGCAUUUCAUUUUGAAAAAGUACCAAAAAGAAUAGUAUUAUAUGUUGAACGUGCUAAAGAUGGUCAUAUAAUACCACUUGAUCGUGUUGAAAUAACUGAUUUUAGUUGUGGUUAUCAUCAUACUGUUGCUAUUGACAGUAAACAACGUGCAUUUUCAUGGGGUUUUGGUGGUUUUGGUAGACUUGGUCAUAAUGAACCACGUGAUGAACUUGUACCACGUUUAAUUAAAUUUCUUGAACCACCAAAUCGUGGAAUUAAAUCAAUUUUUUGUGGUUCAGCAUUUAGUAUUGCAAUUAAUGUACAUGGUACUGCAUUAAUGUUUGGACAAACAAAACGUACUGGUGAAGCAAAUAUGUAUCCAAAACCAAUACCAGAUUUAUCUGGUUGGGAAAUACGUUGUAUUGGAUGUUCAAAUACAAGUGUUGUUGUUGCUGCUGAUGAAUCAGUUAUUGCAUGGGGUGCAAGUCCAACAUUUGGUGAAUUGGGUUUUGGUGAAAUGAGAAAAUCAUCAACAACACCAAUGGAAGUCAAGGCACUUGAGGGUCUCUACAUAACAGCUGUAACAUGUGGAUUAUCUCAUACACUUAUGAUUUGUCGUGAUGAAUCAGAUGAAGAAAAAGCCAAGAUUGAUAAACUUGGUGUAUACUCUGUGUAAACUUUUAAUACUGAGGUAUUUUUUUUUUUUUUUUUUUUUACUAUUAUUAUUAUUAUUAUUUUAUUCUUCCUCUCGCAUGGUUUUUUUUAAUAUAACUUAAAAACUCAUCAAACAUACGGCCUCAUUAUUAUCAUUGUUUUUAAACUCAUUAAUUAAAUUAAUAUAGCAUUUUCAAUAGCAUGGUCUCAUAAUUACUACUACUA
Aphidius gifuensis is the source of this 1800-nucleotide messenger RNA. RefSeq names its product protein RCC2 homolog. The record is from RefSeq and is a predicted model, not a curated record. Lineage: Eukaryota; Metazoa; Arthropoda; Insecta; Hymenoptera; Braconidae. The transcript has 5 exons. The coding region runs from base 128 to 1597 and encodes 489 amino acids.